Molecule: messenger RNA, 1210 nt
Organism: Sceloporus undulatus (fence lizard)
Lineage: Eukaryota; Metazoa; Chordata; Lepidosauria; Squamata; Phrynosomatidae
Gene: PPM1K
Product: protein phosphatase, Mg2+/Mn2+ dependent 1K
Exons: 6
Coding region: 235-1143 (302 amino acids)
Biological process (GO): protein dephosphorylation
Molecular function (GO): protein serine/threonine phosphatase activity; cation binding
Source: RefSeq, a predicted model, not a curated record
GGGCAGAGUGAGGAUUCCAGAAGCACCCUAGGAGAAGCAUUUGGACUCUUGGAGCCUUUGCGGGCCAGAGGCGGGUCUGUCCCUGGUUUGCUCCUACAUCCGGGGUCUUUCCACCUGCUGCCUCUGCCUGCUUCACUUGGAGGGAGAAGCCUGGCCAGCUCUCCUAGUUUUUAGGACAUUCCAAGGCCGGCUUCCCACUGUUUCAUUCUCCAUCAACAUCUGUGGAACCAAGUUAUGUCCACUGCUGCUUUAAUAAAUCUGGUUAGAACUGGAGGCCACCAAGCAAGGAGAGUGCUGCUAACAUCUCGUAUUUUGCAAGACGACAAGCACCUGACAGCCGUAUGCCAGAGUUCUACCACUGAACGCAGAACCUCCCGUUUUGACCUGGAUGGUAGUGGCCGUCCUGCCACUUGGGACUCAUUUGGUAUCUGGGACAACCGCAUUGAUGAGCCCAUCCUUCUCCCACCAAGUAUAAAAUAUGGAAAGCCAAUCCCCAAGGUCAGCCUGGCAAAUGUGGGCUGUGCCAGCCAUAUUGGGAAGCGGAAAGAAAAUGAAGAUCGCUUUGAUUAUGCUCAGCUGACUGAUGAUGUCCAGUAUUUUGCAGUUUAUGAUGGGCAUGGUGGGGUGGCAGUAGCUGAUUUUUGCAAUAAGUACAUGCAAAAAUAUAUCCGAGAAUUUCUUGCUGAGGAACAGAAUAUGGAACUAGUAUUGAUCAGAGCUUUUUUAGAAAUAGACAAAGCAUAUCUGAGACAUGCUGAAUUGUCAGCCAAUGCUACCUUGCUGAAUGCUGGGACCACAGCAACUGUGGCUCUACUGCGAGAUGGGAUCGAGCUGGUUGUGGCUAGUGUUGGUGAUAGCCGUGCACUUUUAUGCCGUAAAGGGAAAGCCAUGAAGCUGACCAUUGAUCAUACACCUGAAAGGAAAGAUGAGAAAGAAAGAAUAAAGAAAUGUGGUGGUUUUGUAGCCUGGAACAGCUUGGGGCAGCCUCAUGUGAAUGGCAGGCUAGCAAUGACUCGCAGCAUAGGAGACUUGGAUCUUAAGAAAUAUGGUGUGAUAGCAGAACCAGAGACUAAACGGGUUCAGUUGCAACAUGCAAGUGACAGCUUCUUGGUCCUUCAACAGAUGGCAUCAACUUUCUGGUGAACAGUCAAGAAUUUGUGCUUUGUUAACCAGUGUCAUGAUCCCACUGAAGCAGCUCAUGUAGUCACCG